Molecule: messenger RNA, 3196 nt
Organism: Psylliodes chrysocephalus
Lineage: Eukaryota; Metazoa; Arthropoda; Insecta; Coleoptera; Chrysomelidae
Source: the annotation of a GenBank genome assembly
AUUUUAUUACUGACAUUACUGAUCUGGCGCGAAAUAAACAGAAUUCUUAUGUGAUUUUUGAGGCCUGUUUUUGCAAGCUUUGUUUGGUAUUGCAAUUUUUUAUAAAACUUUUCUUAUUUAGUGAAAAUGGUAGGAAAAACUACUACGAAGUUGUACGUUAUGAAAAGAGAUGGUAGAAAAGAGGCCAUUCAUGUGGAUAAAAUUACUUCUAGAAUCCAGAAACUAUGCUACGGUCUGAAUAUGGAUUUUGUAGACCCUGUGUCUAUAACUUUAAAAGUUAUCAGCGGGCUUUAUCCUGGUGUCACGACUUUGGAAUUAGACACUCUAGCUGCUGAAACGGCAGCUAUGAAGACCAUUGAUCAUCCAGACUAUGCAGUUCUAGCAGCUAGAAUAUCUAUGUCCAAUUUACAUAAGGAGACCAAGAAACAAUUCAGUGAGGUCGUUGCCGACUUAUACAACAUGGUAGACUCCCGCACCCACAAACACACGCCAAUGAUAUCUGACUACCACUACGACAUCAUCAUGAAAAACGCUGACAGGCUCAACUCCUGUAUCAUCUACGAUCGCGAUUUCUCAUACAGCUACUUUGGCCUAAAAACCCUAGAGCGCUCUUACUUACUAAGAAUCAACGGGAAAAUCGUCGAACGCCCCCAACACAUGCUUAUGAGGGUCUCCGUCGGCAUACAUGGAGAAGACAUCGAAGCCGCCAUCAAAACUUACAAUCUUUUAUCGGAAAAGUAUUUUACGCACGCUAGUCCUACGCUUUUUUCAGCUGCUACUCCUAAACCACAGUUGUCUUCCUGUUUUCUUCUGAUGUUACCAGAGGAUAGUAUAGAAGGGGUAUUCGCGCUGUUGUCACGUUGCGCUUACAUCUCCAAAUCAGCGGGCGGCAUCGGCAUCAAUGUACACAACGCUAGAGCUAAAGGUACGCUAAUAAAAGGCACUCAUGGUAAAUCUAAAGGUUUGGUACCGUUGUUAAGAGUGUUCAACAACACUGCUAGGUACGUAGACCAAGGUGGCAAUAAACGACCAGGAGCCUUUUCCGUAUACCUUGAACCUUGGCAUGCUGAUAUAAUAGAUUUCUUGAAUUUGAAGAAAAAUACCGGCAAAGAAGAAUUAAGAGCAAGGGAUUUAUUUUUUGCAUUAUGGAUACCGGAUCUUUUUAUGAAACGUGUUGAAGCUAACCAAAAUUGGUCGCUCAUGUGCCCGCAUCUAUCGCCAGGACUAUCAGAUUGUUACGGUGACGAUUUCGAGCAACUUUACGAGAAAUACGAAGCUGAAGGCAGGUACGUCAAGCAGCUACCGGCUCAAGAACUUUGGAAGGCUAUAAUAGUAUCCCAAGUUGAAACCGGAACCCCUUAUAUGUUGUACAAAGAUGCGUGUAAUAGAAAAAGCAACCAACAAAAUUUGGGUGUGAUCAAAAGCAGCAAUUUAUGCACCGAAAUUGUUGAAUAUACGGCCCCCGAUGAGAUAGCUGUGUGCAACCUAGCUUCUAUAGCUGUAAAUAUGUUUGUAAGUCCUGAUAGACAAAGUUACGAUUUCGUUAAAUUAAAAGAGAUCACCAAAGUGGUUACUAAUAAUUUAGAUAAAAUCAUUGACGUUAAUUAUUAUCCUGUACCUGAAGCUGAGACUUCCAAUAAACGCCAUAGACCUGUAGGAAUUGGUAUACAAGGAUUAGCAGACGCUUUCAUUCUAAUGCGCAUGCCUUUCGACAGUGCAGAAGCUAGUUUGCUUAACAAGCAAAUUUUCGAAACCAUAUAUUAUGGUGCCUUGGAAGCUAGUUGUGAGAUAGCUGCAAUUAAAGGUACUUAUUCGACUUACCAAGGUUGUCCUGUCAGUAAAGGUGUUUUACAGUACGAUAUGUGGGACGUUACCCCAACAGAUCUAUGGGAUUGGGCUGCACUGAAAGCUAAAAUAGCUAAACACGGUGUCAGGAAUUCUCUACUGUUGGCACCGAUGCCAACAGCUUCAACAGCUCAAAUUUUGGGAAAUAAUGAGUCGAUUGAACCGUACACUUCGAAUAUCUACACCAGAAGGGUCUUAUCGGGUGAAUUCCAGAUUGUUAACCAGCAUUUAAUUAACGAUUUAACCGAUAGAGGUCUCUGGGACGACACCAUGAAGAAUCAGAUCUUGGCUAAUCUCGGUUCUAUCCAAAAUAUCCCUAGCAUACCGGACGAUUUAAAAGGUAUUUACAAAACCGUUUGGGAGAUAUCACAGAAGGUGAUUUUAAACAUGGCCGCCGAUAGAGGGGCUUUUAUAGAUCAAAGUCAAAGUUUGAAUAUACAUGUAGAGAAACCAAAUUAUGGAGUUUUAUCUUCGAUUCAUUUUUACGGUUGGAAAAAAGGGUUAAAAACCGGUAUGUAUUAUUUGAGGACGAAAGCUGCAGCUAAGCCGAUACAAUUUACUGUUGACAAGAAUAAAUUGUUUGUUAAAAAUGAGCAAAAUGGUGAGGCGGAAAUUGUGCAGAACGGUGAAGCGAAGGUUACGCAAAAUGGUGAAGGCGAAGUGAGGCAAAAUGGCGAUGCUAAGGUUGUGCAAAAUGGAGAAUUGAGUAAUGGAAUAAAGGAACUGAAAAUAAAUGGUAAUUAAUAUGUAAGUUCGAAAUAAACAAAUUAUAAUAACAUUGUGAUAAAGUAGUAGAAUUUUAAGUUAGUAACGUUUUAUACUAUGUGUCGAGUGCCUUGUAAGUUUUUUGUGUAAGAAUUAAAACUGUCCAAAGAUAAAAACCCUUUUUAGAUAAUUAAUUUUUAAUAAUUAUGGUAUUUUUUAAGAAGCAUGGUUGAGUUUAUUUUUCGCCUAUUAGAAAAAUGCAGAUUUUUGUGAAAUUCUAGAAUUGUUCUAAAAAUAUAGAUAUUUUCGAGAAUUGAAAAAAAAAAAGAAAUGAAAAUAUUAAAAUAGUAAAAAAAGGUAUACUCCUGGAAAGUUUGUAAAAGAACGAUUUUUUUUAAAAAUAAUUAAAAUUUUUAUAAAUUUCGUAAAAAAAAAAACAAAAAUUGUAAACCUCCAGAAGUCGUGAAACAUUUAAAAUUUUUCAGUGUAAAAAUUCGUUUUCAAAAAUUCCUAAAAGUAUAUUAUACGAUCAGAAAAAUGAGAAUUUGUUAAAAAUUUUCUGAUUAAAAUAAACGGUUUUCAAAAUAUUUUCGAAAAGGUAUCAAUUUUUUUAAUAUGUAAUUUCCAAAAAUUUUUAAAAAUUAUU